This is a messenger RNA of Lytechinus variegatus (green sea urchin), 938 nucleotides long. RefSeq lists its product as uncharacterized. Bases 28 to 633 code for a protein of 201 amino acids. The record is from RefSeq and is a predicted model, not a curated record. Lineage: Eukaryota; Metazoa; Echinodermata; Echinoidea; Temnopleuroida; Toxopneustidae. The transcript is spliced from 5 exons.
GGUGAUUGAAGGGAGUUUAUAUUGUAUAUGCUCGCAAGCUCUCCGUGCAUUUUAAGAUCACUUCAACAAAAGUCAUCUCUUAAUCCUGUCAUGUCUCAAGUUUUAAUUGCAGUUUCACUAUGCUGUUUAUACUAUCAAGGUUCUGCUCACCAACUUCAGGAGUAUUCACAUUCUCCAACAUACGACUUUUUACAGUAUAUUGCUAAGACGAUUGAUAAUAAGUUUCAUGGUAAUGUAGUAUCAACUGAAGGCAGAACAGGUGAUUUGGAGACACCAUACCAAUCAACAGAGGACCAUGACAUUGACAAAAGACAAUAUGAGAUGCUGUCUGAUCCAUGUGCUGAGGUCGUAAGACAUGAACGAUUAUUCAACCUCCAGAACAAGAAAGGAGAACCUCGAGAGUUUGCUCCUGAUUUCAGAGUUGAUAUCUACACAUGUCGAAAUUCAGGCUCCACAUGCGCUGGUCUGCAAGCCCCACCUGCUGUGCGGGAAAUCCGGAAGACUGUUUGCAAGGAGCGGAUGGGCUGGAUCCUGGCCCGAGUCUGGAACCCUAAUGACAAGAGCACUGCUUUCACCUAUGAGAUGGUAGGCCCAGUACCACGAGGCUGUUUCUGUGGCAUCAGAAUAGCUUAGAUGAUCAUUGUACCAGAGAUGGACAAACAGAACCAUGGACCACAUAGAGGGUUGUUCUCAGAAAAAUGCCACGAUUACUUGUCCUAUCCAUGUUUUGGCCUGUAACAUUGCAAUCUUGCAUGAUUUCUGUUUGGAUUUUUUUCUAGUAGGAACAUGGGUAUCUGGCCAAGACACCACUACUUGGUGGCUGGUGAUGCUUCAGCUUGAAAAUAUUAUACUAAUAACGAAAGUUCAUUUGUGCAUUGGACAGAAUAUUUCAUGAGGUGAAAGAUGAAAUGAUCCAUUCAACUCGGCUACGCCUCGUU